Trichoderma gamsii is the source of this 504-nucleotide messenger RNA. Its product is annotated as DNase1 protein. NCBI's taxonomy places the organism in Eukaryota, Fungi, Ascomycota, Sordariomycetes, Hypocreales, Hypocreaceae. The record is from RefSeq and is a predicted model, not a curated record. The coding region runs from base 1 to 504 and encodes 167 amino acids. The transcript has a single exon.
AUGCGUUUCGCUACUUCUGUUGCUACCCUCAUUGCCUCCGCGGCUCUCUCCACCGCUGCCAGCGUUUCCUUCUGGACCCUGGACAACACUCAGCGCACCAUCUACUUCACCAGCAACCCUGGCAGCUCCAACAUUGACUCCGUCACCACCGCCCCCGGCAAGAACACCACCGUCACUUUCCCUGACACUUGGCAGGGCAACUGGUACGCCGUCAAGGACGGCUCUUCCAACAUCCCCGGCAUGCUCGGCGAGGUCAACUUCGGUAGCUGGAAGGGCCUGACCUACUUCGACGUCUCUGCCAUUGUCGACCCCAACGACAAGGACAACGUCAAGCAGAUCUUCCCUGCUGCCAGCCACGAGCCCAUGUCCGGCUGCGAGGCUUUCCCUUGUAACGACGCCUACUACCUGCCUGAUGACAUCCAGACCAAGGCUACUAUGGAGUCUGACCUCGUCUGCACCUUGGGCUCUGGCUCCACCGGCUACAGCUUCACUGAGGCUCAGUAA